GCAACAACAGAAGCCGGGUUAUAGAAUCCGAAGAAGUCAACUAUGGCGGACGGCGAUGGCCGUGAGAAGAGCAUCAAAUUCUUACCUACGAUCAAACAUAACAGGACCAUCCAAGCUAGCAAAGAUCACGAUAUGAAAUUUAAGACAUUUUCAAAGCCACUUAUGCUGCCGAGUAUAGAGCUUAUGUACGCCGAUCUUGACCAAGUUAGUACUUUAUUCUCGAAGAAACAGCUAAACAAAAAAGUUUGUGAGUGGUUUUCAAGCUGGAGGCCUUGGCAGAAGCGCAUUCUCUUGUGUAGCUUGACGGAGAAGUGCACUAAGCCGCAGCUACAAGCCUUGUUUACUACACUACAACCCGUAUUCCACAGGGAUUUUAUAGCAAAGCUCAGAGGGUCUUAUCCAACAGCCCUCAUUCAACCGAAGCUAGUACAUACUAUUUCAACAGUGAUGAACGAAGCAGAGCUUAUGUCGUUAAACCUUGAUACGGAUUCUAGCGCAUCUAAAGACGGCACUAAACUAGAGAGUUUCACAGAGGAUAUUCAACAAUCAAAUUCUUACAUUAGCGAUAAUCUGAAGGAAUUGUUGAAGCCUGAUCACAUUGCAACCUCAAGCAACUCAGAUGAUAAUUUACAAACAAGUUUUAAUGAGGUGACAAUGGAGGAGGGGGUUGAAUAUGGAAAGGUAUUAACAACAGAAAGAGUGACUAUUGGCAUCCCAUCAACUGCAGUCACAGGCCUGGAUCAAUGCCGCUUGCAUGAACAUGCGCCAAAAUUUUCUCGCAAAGUCAGUACUCCAAAUUUUUUCUCACCAUGCCAUGAUUCAGGACGGCUUGGAUUUAUGAAGAGUAUCAAUAGAACUAGUGAUAUAGCCAGGGGAAAUGGGUGGGAUCCUUUGACUUUUAAGCACUCCAAAUGGUGGGAUGGCCAUAGAGGAGCACGACUGCUUAAGCCGAGGAGAAGCAAGCUGUCAAACUUCUUCAAGGCACAGUUGAACCAAAUAAAAAAAUGGCUAGAGGAGUGGCCGUCUUAUGAGCGUGUGGACAUGCUUUCUGAGAUUGUCAAGUGCUGUGAUCCAGAAUGUUUGAACUUUUUCGCUCUCUGCCUCAGUCAAAGAUUGAGAGAGGAGACUGGAUUGAACUGUGUUCCUGAUCAGACAUUGCUAAAGAUAUUUUCAUUAUUGGAUGUGAGAAGUCUUUGUAAUAGUUCACAGGUGUGUAGAAGAUGGAGAUAUCUUGGCCAAGAAGGAACUCUGUGGCGUGGUAGAAUUGAUAACCUAGGGAAAUCAGAGGGGAUAGUGAACCUUACCGAAAAAAUUGAAGCCCUCAGCAAUGACCAGUAUGUAGACUGGAAGCAGGCAUACCGUGAGGUUUACCAGCAUUACCAUGAUCUGGCCAAUGCCAAGGUUGCCAUACCCAUACAAGAACCAAAAGAGACCAAGAAAGAGAAGAAAGUUAGAAUUGAUGUGCACAAGGAAAAAAAUAAAGAACCUGAGGAUAACACUUGCAAUUUGCGUACUAGCAGCAGGGCAGAUCCAGUGAGCAGCAUUCAAGCUAUUGAGAUCAGUGUUCCUCAGAAAGUUGAUGUGGUAGUCACAAAGUCUCUAGAAGAUGUUGGCCCUGCACAGUCACCCACGACUACUGACCAGAGGUCCCAAAUAGAUGAGUUUGAGUCUCGACCUGAGGACCAGAAUGACCUGACAGGGGGCAACCUCAAGAUGCUCGCUAGAGGGUUGAGGGCUCUCAUGCGAGAGAAUGACGCAGAUAAGGAGGAAGAGUUGGCACUGGAUGUCAGACCAGCUCUUGUGCAAGCAGCUAAUGUACUUAAGGAAUCUGACCAUCCUGACCGUUCUCGCUUUCGCUACCUCUCCCUUGCUGUGCAAGGCGUUCUUACCAUCAAACGUGUCAGACGACUUCAGGGCCACAUGGAUGUCGUGCUGUGUCUACAAUUCGACCGCAGAAGGGUGGUCACGGGUUCGUCUGACCGCACUAUUCGCAUGUGGGACGUCAGGAGUGGGCGAAGUAUCCGCAAGAUGAAAGGCCAUAAGGGCGGUGUACGUUGCCUUCAGUUCGAUAACGAGCGUAUCAUCAGUGGGUCGUGGGACAUGACGAUCAUGGUGUGGCACAUCGUCAAGUUUACACGUCUCCACGUGCUCUACGGACACAAGGGAUGCGUCUCUUGCCUUCGCUUUGAUGAAAACACGCUGGUAUCCGGUUCACAUGACUCCACCAUCCGCGUGUGGGAUAUGCGCACGUGGGAAUGCGUCCUUGUGUUACAGGGACAUGAAGGUGCUGUGUCGUGCUUGGAGUUUGAUGCGCCGUUUGUGUUGAGUGGGUCAGCUGAUAAGACCAUCAAGUUGUGGAAUGUGGAGUCGGGGGACUGUCUGAACACACUAAGAGGUCAUGCAGAUGCGGUCACCUCAGUUAAGGUGAUAGGGGAGCUCAUCCUAAGUGGAUCCGCAGAUGGGAUGAUCCUGUUUUGGGACUUGGAUUCUGGACAUUGCGAGGCUGCUAUACAGGCUCACGAGGGGCCGGUCCACUCACUCUCUUACGCCAAUGAUCAUUUCUUCUCUGCUGGAGGGGAUAACAUGAUCAAGGAGUGGGAUGUCGGCACGUGUACAUGCCUUCGUACGCUACAGGGACACAGGGGACCCGUGCAGGAUGUCAUGGUCGCUGGUCGCCGAAUAGUAACGUGUUCCAGUGAUGGCAGCGUGAGGAUCUGGGACCUAGCAGGGAACACUCCAGAGCAGGGCCAGUCUAAGAGUGUCAGUGUGGGCGAGAAUACAAUUGAGACCAAGACCAUCAAGAAGCACCCAGACUCAGAAUUCUUCUGACCCCAUACAUGAGUUUGAUUGCCCGAUCUCAUUUUUGUUGACUCAUGUCUUGUCCAUCGUCGCAAUAUUCCAUGUGUUUGAAAACAAGCAUUCACGAAUUAUGUCCAAAUAAGAGCCGGCUAGCGGGCUGAAAACCACACCGAAAUUAUAUGUAUUAGAGAUUAAUAAUUUAAAUAAUGAAAAUGUAAAUAAUGACGCAAAAUAUAAAGAAUAUAUGAGAUGCA
Molecule: messenger RNA, 3053 nt
Organism: Nematostella vectensis (starlet sea anemone)
Lineage: Eukaryota; Metazoa; Cnidaria; Anthozoa; Actiniaria; Edwardsiidae
Product: probable E3 ubiquitin ligase complex SCF subunit sconB
Exons: 17
Coding region: 43-2829 (928 amino acids)
Molecular function (GO): protein binding
Source: RefSeq, a predicted model, not a curated record